This is a messenger RNA of Salvelinus namaycush (lake trout), 5334 nucleotides long. RefSeq names its product lysine-specific demethylase 4A-like. The record is from RefSeq and is a predicted model, not a curated record. The transcript has 22 exons. Gene Ontology annotation, molecular function: histone H3K36 demethylase activity; histone H3K9 demethylase activity. Gene Ontology annotation, biological process: chromatin remodeling. Gene Ontology annotation, cellular component: nucleus. Lineage: Eukaryota; Metazoa; Chordata; Actinopteri; Salmoniformes; Salmonidae. The coding region runs from base 145 to 3357 and encodes 1070 amino acids.
GACACUGGCGUAAUGGAGGUCUAUCUUCCUUGACCACGGUGAUUUGUUAACAAAUCGUCUUCUGCUUUUAAAGCUUUGGAGCGAGCAUUCAGUCAUUACUUGGUCAGCUUUUUGUUUGCAGAUCAGAGCAACUCUUCUUCGAGGAUGGCGACAGACAUGGAGUCCCAGCAGACUCCUGACUCCAGGAUCAUGACCUUUCACCCUACCAAGGAAGAGUUUAAGGACUUCAGCCGUUACAUCGCCUACAUGGAGUCACAGGGAGCACACCGAGCUGGAAUGGCUAAGGUUAUUCCACCCAAAGACUGGAAGCCUAGACGUACUUAUGAUGACAUAGAUGACUUGGUGAUCCCUGCUCCUAUACAGCAGGUGGUGACUGGCCAGUCAGGUCUCUUCACACAGUACAACAUCCAGAAGAAACCCAUGACUGUCCGAGAGUUCCGCAAGACUGCCAACACAGACAAGUUCUGUAAUCCCCGCUAUGUGGAUUUUGAGGAGCUGGAGAGAAAGUUCUGGAAGAACCUGACUUUUAACCCGCCUCUCUAUGGAGCAGAUAUCAACGGAACCCUCUACGACCCAGAUGUGACAGAGUGGAACAUUGGUCAUCUGAACACUAUCCUGGACACUGUGGAGAGGGAGAGUGGGAUCAAGAUAAAGGGAGUGAAUACUCCUUACCUGUAUUUUGGCAUGUGGAAAAGCACCUUUGCCUGGCACACUGAAGAUAUGGAUCUCUACAGCAUCAACUACCUGCACUUUGGAGAGCCCAAGUCCUGGUAUGUUGUUCCCCCUGAACAUGGGAAGAGAUUGGAACGUCUUGCUAAAGGGUUCUUUCCUGGGAGUGCUCAGAGCUGUGAAGCUUUCCUGCGGCAUAAGAUGACUCUUAUCUCACCCUCCAUCCUGAAGAAAUAUGGCAUACCGUUUGAGAAGAUAACCCAGGAGGCAGGCCAGUUCAUAGUGACCUUCCCAUUCGGUUACCACGCUGGUUUCAACCACGGCUUCAACUGUGCUGAAUCCACUAACUUUGCCACACAGCGAUGGAUCGAUUAUGGCAAAAUUGCCACACUGUGCUCGUGUCGUAAGGACAUGGUGAAGAUCUCCAUGGAUGUGUUUGUGAGGAAGUUCCAACCAGACCGCUACAAGGCCUGGAAGGCAGGGAAGGACAACACUCCUAUUGACCACUCCAAGCCCACGCCAGAGGCUGCUGACUUCCUGAAGACAGGGGAGCCUGGGAAGGAGGGACCAAGCCGCAGCGAGGCCCCUGACCAGGAGAAUACCCCAUGCACCACCACUCAGGAGGAGAAGAGCCCGAAGGUUGGGAAAAAGCGCCAGCGAGGAGGAGAUGUGGAGGCAGCAGAGGACGGAGACACUGAGCAGGUUGAUGAAGAGGAGGGAGAGGUGGACCAGAAGAAAGCCAAGCUGGGUCAGGAGGAGAAGGGACACAGUCUGGCACACAAAGAGCUAAAGGCAGAGGAUGUUAAAAAUGAGCGAACAAAGCCACCACUCAACGCAAAGACCAACCGAAACACAAACGCCAGCCGAAAGCUAGCACUUCAGAUGAAAGCCAAAAUCUCUCUUAAAUCCACUCCAAUUAAGUCUCAGCCACAGACUAACAGUCAAUCAACCCAACCAGCGGCCCCAGAACCCUACCCCCAGAGCUCAGAGAAGGCCGGCCCCAGUGAGGAUGUGAAGCCUCCAGCCAGCAGCUCCAGCCCUUCCUACCCAGCCAGCAGCUGCAGCCCUGUCCACCGGCUCUUUCAGAGGACCCUGAGCCCUGCAGACGUGCUGCACGUCCACAGCUAUGCCAAGGGAGACUACAGCGAGGGAGAGACUAGGGAGGGCAAGGCGGAGAGGAGGAACGAUAGUAGUGAUAGUGAAGGAGAGGAACAGGACGACAGCAAGAGGGCAGAAGAUGGAGAGGAUGAUGGCGCUGUGCCCAGAAAACUGGGGAUGUUGCCUUGUCACCAGCGUCUGAUGAAAGACAACAUGAGUGACGAGGAGCUGCCAGAGCAGCCACCAGUAGACGAGGAUGGGCUAGAGGGAGAGUCGUGGGCCAAGCCCCUGGCCCACCUGUGGCAGAAUAGACCCCCCAACCUGAAGAAAGAGAAGGAGUACAACCGUUGCAUGGGCCUCCAGGCCCCAUACUGCUCUGUGUGCUCACUCUUCCAGGCAUUCCAGCAGACAGAGUGUGCUGAUGAUGGUACGGACCCUCCAGUGGUGCUGCCUGGAGGCAGGCUGAGAACCAAGCCUCUGAUCCCUGAGAUGUGUUUCACCACCACCACGGAGCCAGAGGAGGGCGCUGAGGAGAAGGAACCUGGCCCCCCGGACCCCACCACCCCUCACUUGGAGCCAGACGGCACCAGCCUGCUCAUCAGCUGCUCCCACUGCAGCGUCCGCGUACACACCAGCUGUUAUGGCGUGGAUCCAGAGAGUGUGACUAAGGACUGGAAGUGUGCUCGCUGUAAGGCCAAUUCCAUGACUGAGAGUUGCUGUUUGUGUUUGCUGAGGGGGGGUGCCUUGCAGAAAGCCAACAACAACAAGUGGGUCCAUGUGCUGUGUGCAGUAGCAGUGUUGGAGGCUCGCUUUGUGAACAUCACUGAGAGAAGCCCUGUGGAUCUGAGUGGGAUUCCUCUACAGAGGUUUAAACUGAAAUGUUACUACUGUAAGAAGCGGAUGAAGAAGACAUCCGGGUGCUGUGUGCAGUGUUCCCAUGGCCGCUGUCCUACGGCCUACCACCCUACUUGUGCCCAGGCCGCUGGGAUCCUCAUGCAGCCAGACGAGUGGCCCUUUGUGGUCUACGUCACCUGCUGCCGGCACAAGGGCCCUAUUCAGACAGAGCGUAACAAAGCAGCCAUGCAUGAGCUUACCGUGGGAAGGAGGGUGAUCUGUAAGCAUAAAAAUGGCCGCUACUACCAGUGUGACGUGGUGCAGCUUUCCAAGGAGACGUUCUAUGAGGUCAACUUUGAUGACGGCUCCUUCAGUGAUAACCUCUUUCCCGAGGACAUUGUGGGCCGGGACUGUGCCCAAAUAGGCCCCCCUCCACAGGGGGAGAUGGUGCAGGUCCGUUGGACAGAUGGUCUGGUCUACGGGGCCAAGUUUGUGGCUGCUCACAUCAUCCAAAUGUACCAGGUGGAGUUUGAAGACGGGUCACAACUAACAGCCAAGAGAGAUGAUGUCUAUACUCUGGAUGAGGAGCUACCUAAGAGAGUCAAGUCAAGACUGUCCAAGGCGUCAGACAUGCGUUUCGAUGGGAUCUUUGAGGACAAGGAGGCCAUCCAGCAGUCGAAGAGGCAGAGAGUGAUCAACUCACGGUACCGAGGUGACUACGUUGAACCUGUGAUCUACAGAGCCAUCAUGGAGUAGCCUGCCAACUGCCUACUCUUCCAACAAACCACCAGCACUGAUAUUCCUGAUCUGGACUUCUCACUUUACCUUAAUUUAUCCACUGAGUGAGUGAGUGUAGCUCUGACUAAAGGACUUCCUCUGAAAAUAACUUUCCAACCCCUAGUUUGGACUGUUUUCUUUUUUCUUCCGUUCAUCCCUUCAUAAUUUACAGCAUUAUGCGCCAGUUUCCCGGACACUGAUUAAGCCUAGUCUUGGACUGAAAAGCCCUUUCAUUGGAUCUGCGUUUUAUGCUACGCUUAACCUGUGUCCAGGAAACCGGACCCAAUUGUUAUUACUUUUAUGUUUUCUUUGACUGUGAUCAAGGAUUGAAGAACAGGCCACCUUCUCCACUCGGUAUAGGUUAUAGAAGCCGGGAAGGAACUGCCAUCCAUGUCACCUUUUAUGCCAUCCUGCUAGUGCCCAGUAGCUGUAACUCGUCUCUUGAAUGGAAGCGAUAUUGGACCAUGAAUUUUGCUUCCAAACAAGAUGUAGCUUUCUAAUAAUAAUAGUAACAAUCCACUCAAUAGAACUGUGGCAGGAAUGACUUCCUAAAGGGAGUGAAGCAGACAAGUUACUGCCACUCAUCCUCAUAAACACUGAUUACAGUGUUUUCUGACUUGCAAUUUUACUGAAUGUUGCCAGUUGUUCCUUUAUGUACAUCUAUUUAUUUUCCUAUGUCGUUUUUCGGGGUGCUACUUGCACCUAUGUUUGAUUUUAAGGAGGUGCAAUGCCAUUUUAGUAACUAAUACCACCUCUUAGCAGAGUCACACUGUUGACUGCAUUCCUAAACAUUGUAUUUUGUAGGAACGCAUUGAAUAUAGCUUUUUCCAUUUUUAGAGUUGUUUUUUACCAGCGUAUUUAUUAUACUGUGCUUGAAGAAAGUAACCUCUGCAAUGCAGACAAUUUGUCAGUUGCAAUGGUGUAGAGGUUCUGGACUGAUUCUGAUCUAUGUUCUAUUUUUGCUAUAUAGAUGAAUUGGAAAUAACCCAUUCAGAAUUGCUAUGGGCGCUCCCUUUUUAUCCAAGUUGGUUCUUUACUCUUUAAAUGAAAAUUGUGCGUUGCACUUUUAUUCAAGCUCAUUUUGAGAGGACAGUUUAAUAGUUGUGUGCUACCAUUUUACUAUUUUUGUCAAAAAAAAAAACAUUUUUAAAAUAAUAUUGUACAUUUUAUAAGACCUUAUGCAUUGUGUCCCACCACGCUUCUCCACUCGGCCAUGAUCAUCAACCAUAAUGCACUUAUUAAUUAAGGAUAAGGUGGCCUUCAGAUUGUCUGUUAUUUUCCUCUAAACUGCUGUUAUCUUGAGUAUAGGGAUGCCACAUUCUGGUAACUUUCCCAGGUUUUCCAGAAAUCCUGGUUGAAAUUUCCCUGCAAUCAGGAUGAAUUAAGCAGGAAAUCCGUAAGUCCUUUUUAAAUAGGAUUUCUGGGAAUUGAGAAUUUUCUGAAUUUUGCAACCCUACUUGAGUGUGAGAGACAACUAAUGUAUGAGUUAGGCAGUUAUAGAGGCUCACAGAAGUACCACUAAGCAAGGGGUUUAUAUCAUCAGCAUUCAACAGUAUGGAAAUACUUAUGAUGACUUAUAAUACAUGGGGGAAAAAUACAAGUUUUCUAUCAAAAAGCCUAUUUUAUUGCUUUGUUUUAUGAUACACAUUACAUUCACAGUCAGGAAGACACAGAUGUAAUUAUAAUAAGUAGUUUAUUUAAAGAUAUAAGCCGUUGACGCAAGGGAUCUUAUUUGUGCCCCAAAUGGCAGCAUAUUCCCUAUAUUGUGCACUACCUUUGACCAGGGCCCUGGUCAAAAGUAGUGCACUAUAUAGGGAAUGGGGUGCCAUUUGGGACUGAUCCCUGGCCUGUUCAUGUGACCUUUUUUCCUUUCUGUGAAAAAUGUACUAUCAUUCAUGCAUUUUGUAAAGAUGAUAAUUUUGUUUCAGUAAAAACAUUUUGGCUUGCAUAUUGUCA